Vicugna pacos (alpaca) is the source of this 1963-nucleotide messenger RNA. Lineage: Eukaryota; Metazoa; Chordata; Mammalia; Artiodactyla; Camelidae. The record is from RefSeq and is a predicted model, not a curated record.
CAAUACCAACUAAUUAUUGUUAUCAUGAUUUUUACGUAGACAAUCUUUUUAAAGCUAAAUUUCACAACUUAUUUUUUAGAUAUUUCAUCUGAAAAUGAAAACUAUAAUUCUUCUUGGGAUACUGGGAGCCACAAUGUCAGCCCCGCUUAUCCCACAGCGUCUUAUGUCUGCAAGCAACAGCAAUGAGUUACUACUGAAUCUUAAUAAUGCUCAGCUUCAGCCACUACAGCUUCAGAGCCCGUUUAAUUCCUGGAUCCCUCCUUUCCCCGAGACACUGCAACAGCAGCAGCAGGCUCCAAUUCCAGGACUCUCCCAAUUCUCAUUAUCAACUCUAGACCGGUUUGCUGGACUGUUCCCGAAUCAGAUACCCUUCCCAGGACAGGUCAUUUUCGCUCCAGGAACCCAGGCAGGACAGCUGGACCCCUCACAGCCUCAGACACCACCACAGACCCAACAGGGCCCUAAUGAGGUUAUGCCCUCUGUGUUCACCUUCAGAAUGCCUCAAGAGCCAGCACAGAUGUUUCAAUACUACCCAGUUUACGUGCUCCUGCCCUGGGAACAACCUCAACAAACAGCCGCCUGGUCCCCUCCGCAAACAGGACAGCAGCUAUUCGAGGAGCAGAUGCCAUUCUAUACUGAAUUCGGAUAUAUUCCACAGCAAGCAGAACCUAGCUGGAUUUACCCACUCACUGUAACAGGGGAGAACACACACCAUGGGGAACCAUGGGGUCUUCACAGGAAGGUUAGACCAGGAGGACAGCAGCAACCAGUCUUUGAUCCCUUCCUAGGCACAGCUUCUGAACCCGCUGUGAUGCCAGCAGGAAGAGUGUUACCGAAUUUACAAAAAGAAAUGAUAAACUUUAAGCAUGCCAAUGCAGGAAUUGUCAUUCCUUCAACUUCACAAAAACCCAGCACAAGUGUUUUUACUUCUGCUAUAGACCCAACUAUUACUCCAGAGCUCAUGAAAAAGAAGGCCAAGACUGAUAACCUAAAGGAACCGUAAGAUGUUCUAAUCAUUCAAAGUUUGAGAGAACAAGAUGUGGCAGUGCCUUGGAUAUCAUUUGAGGCUAUUUGCUUCCCCAAUGCUAAUAUCAGUUCUUUGAAAAACAGAAAAUAGUUUGUCUCUUCUCCUGAAUGCCUUUCUACUUACACUCUUUCAAUAAGUCAUAGGAAAAUAAUACAAUUAUUUAGUAAGCCUUAUCUUUACAAAAUUAUAUUUCUUUUUAAAUAUACUUUCAUUGCAUAAUCUGGAAAGCAACAACAAUGAGAAUAAAGCUAAUAUCACUGAAUGAGUUGUAUAACUGCAAUUAAUAAAGGAAGGUGCUGGAAAAUGGUGGCCUCAAUAAGAAUAAAGAUAUCCUAUGGUUGGAUUUAUAAGUGUGGUGACUGAGACUGAUGAACUAAAGUACAUACUUAGCUUUGACAUACAACUUCAUUAUUUCCCCCAGGCCCAUUCAGCAGAUUCCUUCUGAUGCACUCUCCAUUCGAAUCAGAAUUAUUUGGUGGCAGAUAUCAUUAAGCGCAUGCUGUCAAUAUGGCCUAGCUACAUGGAGAGAUGGCUGUCAUCACCCAAAAGGAUAGGUCCUCAGGAAGAUGUACACUGGUUUGGGGAAGCAACAUCCUGUACAAAAUAGGACACGGAUUUUGGAUUUCAUCAGAUGUGGCUUUCAAUCUGGCUUGGAAACUUCAGCAAGUCCCUUGCACUGAGUCUCAAUCUUCCCAGAUGUAAAACAGACAUAGCAAUAUCUAUCUUUUCAAAAUCUCUGAAAGAGCUACAUGAAAUAAUACAUGUAAGAUACAUGGCUCAUACAAAGUACAGUUGACUCUUGAACAACACGGAUUUGAACAGCGGGGGUCUAGCUAUAAGUGGAUUUUUAUUUUCAAUAAAUACCUACAACCAUACUACACGAUCUGUGGCUGGUUGAAUCCUCAGAUGUGGAACCACGGAUAUGGAGUGCCGAUU